Molecule: messenger RNA, 1808 nt
Organism: Cataglyphis hispanica
Lineage: Eukaryota; Metazoa; Arthropoda; Insecta; Hymenoptera; Formicidae
Gene: spz
Exons: 6
Coding region: 384-1340 (318 amino acids)
Biological process (GO): regulation of Toll signaling pathway; innate immune response; central nervous system formation
Cellular component (GO): extracellular region
Molecular function (GO): growth factor activity; Toll binding
Source: RefSeq, a predicted model, not a curated record
AAAUAAAGACUUCAAUCCUACACACUGGCACUUGUAGCAUAUGCUUUCCCUCCCACGUAAGCAGGGGAUCCCCUAUGCGUCGCUAAUAGACGAGAGAGGGGGGGAUGGAGGAGGAACAGAAUGGAAUAUUCAGGCCCAUAUAUGCCUGCAUCACGGUCAGCGGACCCCUCACUCCGUCGAUCCGUCGUGCCGGAAACAAGAUUCUCUCUCUCUCUCUCUCUCUCUCUUUCUUGUCGUCUAUUCGUGACGAAGGCGUACUUCAAAUUGUCGGAAUUGCGUGAUUGAUCAGUGGAACGCGAACGUUCGCGCGUCGAUCGUCUCGCUGAGCGAAUCGUGAUUUGUGGAAAUUUACCAAUCUAUCUGUUGCAAGAGAUCGCGCUAAAAUGACAUCGAGUGUUCCUUGGACGAGGUGGAGGAUGUACCUGGCGCUCGUCCUGGUAUGUCAGACAGCGCGACGAAUCGAAGGUCAUCCUCGCGCUUUCACGACGACGUUGCAAGAAGACGACAGCAGAAGUUCCUCGACGUCAAUCUCGAAAUUAAUCGAGGGUGCAUAUGCGAGACAGGAAUUACUACGACCGGAACAAUGGUCGCAGCAGACUAACGAUCAUUUAGUGACCAGAUCAUUGGAGCGAGAUACCUCGAGACAGUCGGAGUAUCUGAACGACGGAAUCUCUACGUCUGGAGAGAGGAGAUUGUUGAAAGUGGCGAGCACAGACACAUCGACGCGUCCGGAUGCAGAUGAGAAAAUCAUUUUCCCAUCAGACGGCAGAAUCUCAUCGAUACCGACAUUGGCGCCGGCAUCGGCCUGCCACAAGAGUAUAUUCUGCGAGAAUGUCCCCGAUUACCCCAGGCAACUGGUGAACGCAGCGAUAUCGCGAAACGCCAGUCUCAGGUUCCUGGAAAGCAUCGAUCCGAUGCCCGACAUCGAACAAAGAAUAGAUACGACAGACGAAGUGCCGCUUUGCCGGUAUAGUGAACAAGUGGUAUAUCCGCAGACCGCGCAAAACAAGGAAAAACAGUGGCUGUUCAUCGUAAAUCAAGAUAACUUGAAGCAGGGAAUACGCAUCGAGGUUUGCUUGAACGAUGGUCAGGAGUGCAACAUGAUUCAGGGAUUCGCUGAGGGUUACAAGACCAGCUGUAAGCAGAAGUACAUUUACCGAGAAUUGGCGGCAGUGAGGAGCAACGGUAACAUCAUCAAGGAUCAAUUCCGCUUUCCGUCGAGCUGUUGCUGUCACGUCAAAUUCAUCGGCGAUCCCACCGUCAGGAUAGGGCUGGGAUUAGAUCAGCGUUCCUUCAAUCAAACCACUGCGACCGUACCGAAAACGCGAUGGAGGCAAUGAAGUGUAGUAGUCUGGGAGGAAGAAAUCAUGAAGUGAUGCUUGUUGAAGUGUAUUUUAUUGCGAUGUUUUUUUUCUUUUUUUUUUACUAAUAAAAAAAUCAUGUAUUUUGAAAUAUGUAUCGAAGAUCAUGUUUCUGACAAAGUGACGACACAUCGAAAGAAUCGUUGCAUUACCCAAGACUUCCACCAGCUUUUGAGAAUCGGUGAUGUUAAUUAACAGAGGCAGAAGUAUCUAUUCUACAAAUCUCUAUUCUACAAGAGAUGCAAUUUUUAUAUAAAUAUCGUAAAUGCUCUUCUAUAUUCUUAAACGCGAACAUUAUUCGAUAAUAAGAUAAGAAAUGUGAAAUGCAGAAUUAUAUUCAUGUGUGUGUGAUAUUUUGUGAUAUGAUUACUUAUACAUUAGUACACAAAAUAAUGUCGUAUUUUAUAAAUCUUACGAGUAAUCUUACAAAUAAAAACGAUCUCUAUA